This is a messenger RNA of Lindgomyces ingoldianus, 1028 nucleotides long. Its product is annotated as DNA glycosylase. Gene Ontology annotation, molecular function: mismatch base pair DNA N-glycosylase activity. Bases 30 to 929 code for a protein of 299 amino acids. The transcript has a single exon. The record is from RefSeq and is a predicted model, not a curated record. Gene Ontology annotation, biological process: base-excision repair, AP site formation. Lineage: Eukaryota; Fungi; Ascomycota; Dothideomycetes; Pleosporales; Lindgomycetaceae.
UUCCAACUUCAUCACCCACGUCAACCAAAAUGCGUCGCACACGGUCAUCCAAAACCAUGGUCUCCGCCAAUGACACGCCCAAGCCAAACCAUCUCACACCCUCCUUCAAGGGAAAGCUCUCGAAGUUCCAACAUAUCACCGCCUCCACUGCCACCACCAUUUCCGAUUCCACGCCUGGAUCAGCCCAGCGUUCUUCGAAGCGUACUCGCACUGCCAUCACCUCAACUACUCACUCUGCCCCCCCCAGAAAGAAGCGAAAACCUAGUAAAUACGCCGAUCCCUCCAAAUACGCACACCUCUCUUCUCUAACCGACAUCCUCGAGCCAGACCUCAUCGGUGUCUUCGUUGGUACGAACCCAGGUAUACGAACCGCAGCCGCGGGGCACGCUUACGCUCACCCCUCGAACCAUUUCUGGAAACUGCUGCAUGCAUCUGGUCUCACUGACCGACGCUUGAAGCCAGAAGAGGAUGUGACGCUGCCUGCAUUGUAUUGCAUGGGCAACACCAAUAUCGUAGAUCGGCCGAGCAAAGAUGCCGCCGAGCUCAGCAAAGAAGAGACAGCGGCGGGGACGGCGAAUCUGGACGCCAAGUUUUUGAAGUACAAGCCUGAGGCUGUUUGUGUCGUGGGCAAGGGGAUUUGGGAGGCGAUAUGGAGGUAUAAAUAUGGGAAGAAUCCUAAGGUGAAGGAUUUUAAGUAUGGCUGGCAGGAUGAGGCGCAUAAUCUGGGGCAAAGUGAGGAGGAAGUUUUGGAUAGUAAAGGGGAUGUGUGGAAGGGGGCAAGAGUUUUUGUGACGACGUCGACGAGUGGGUUGGCGGCCAAUUUGAAGCCGGCUGAGAAGGAGGCGAUCUGGAGGCCGUUUGGAGAGUGGGUGCAGAAGAGGAGGACUGAGAGGGGGUUCGUUCCGAGACUGGUUAAUGGAGAAGUGUAAAGACUUUACUUCUGCUGGCGUUAGUUGGUCUAUGCCUUUUAAAUUUCAUUUCAUCCUCAGUUUCAUUCAUCCCUAGGGUACUUGUUAUUAUGAAAAUCU